This is a messenger RNA of Aplysia californica (California sea hare), 3170 nucleotides long. RefSeq names its product histone-lysine N-methyltransferase PRDM9. Bases 49 to 2847 code for a protein of 932 amino acids. The transcript is spliced from 9 exons. The record is from RefSeq and is a predicted model, not a curated record. Gene Ontology annotation, molecular function: histone methyltransferase activity; protein binding. Lineage: Eukaryota; Metazoa; Mollusca; Gastropoda; Aplysiida; Aplysiidae. Gene Ontology annotation, cellular component: nucleus.
UGAAAUCUUCAUUUUUCACCUCAGUCUACUCCUUUGUGAUCAGUCAAGAUGAGUCAUCUUCCGGCACAUUUGGACAACUUACCAUGCUCCAUUAAGGAGUUCUUCACGCCCGAGGAGUAUUUGAAAAUUCCACAAUAUGAAAGGAUCCAUUUGACGAACAUGAGACAAAACUUUGAAGCUUUACGAAAGUACGGUCUUCCUGUUCAGCCCCCAGAAUUCAUGGUACGGCUCAAGUCCCAGAGGCAAAAGCUGGCAUUGAUGGUGCCAGUUGACGACUUUUCUUCAGAAGGCUCAGACUCCGAGUGGACACCAGCUGCAGAGAUGCCCAAACUGCCUACCAAGCGAAAGAGUAAACCGUUUUUCCCUCUCCGACCGAUGUUCUCUGAACCAAGUGCUCAAAAGAAAAAGAAGCAGACGUCUUCUGUCCCAAAGAAAAAGAGGAGACCCUCAGUUCCUCCAAUGGAUCAAUCAGAGGAUGACAGCAGUUCUGAGUCUCACGUGUAUCCCUUGAGGAAGAAGAGGAUGACUUGCUACAUGGCCCUAGCCAUACCUGAUGACGAUGAUUUUCUUUACUGUGAGGAAUGCAACUUUGAGUAUGAUGGAGACUGCCCCGAGCACGGACCCUUGCUGAUUGUGGCUGAUGCUCAGGUGCCUGAGGGCAUUAAUAAAGGGACACAUUCCCAGUAUUCUUCCAAGACUUUACCUGAGGGACUUAUCAUAAAGAGGUCAACAAUUCCUGGAGCUGGCCUUGGUGUUUUCGCUGUCAAAGAUUUCCCAUCAAGGACAAGAUUUGGUCCUUACGGAGGGAAGAAAGUGAAGGAUGAAGCAACUGCACACCUGUCGGGAUAUUGUUGGCAAGUGACAGAAGUGCAUUUACUUUUGUUACAUGAUAUUAAUGUAUCAUAUAUUUUCUCACAGAUAUUCGAAGAUGAAAAACCGUCCCAUUUUGUAGACGCCAGUGACCCUGCCUGUUCCAACUGGAUGCGAUUUGUGAACUGUGCCAGAUCGGAGGAGGAGCAGUGUGUGACUGCGUACCAGUACAAGGGAGAGAUUUAUUACCGCUCUCACAGGCCCAUCCCUGCUGGCACAGAAAUACUGGUUUACUACGGUGACAGCUAUGCCCGAGACCUAGGCAUUCAAGUCCAGAAAGUUGGCAGACUGGUCAGGGCUCAAACUGAGCCGAAAGAAUUCAUUCGAGGCCCCCUCGGGGAAGCUGACGGUGUGUUCUCUUGCCGCUACUGUCCACUGGCCUUCAGUCAUCGGGAUAUGCGAGAAAAUCACACUCGGAAAAGGCAUAGACACUUGACACAUUUCCGUUUCGAGAUAGAACAAAAUGUUCAUCUAAGAAAAAUGAAUGAGCUUCGUGAAGCAACCUCUGGGGAUACCUGCGCUGGUGGGAAGGACAAUAGUUUCUAUCAUAAUGAAACUGAUGAUAAGCAAAUGUGUUUGGAAAGGCCACGUUGUGGAUCUGACGUGGAUUCUGGGAAAUGUGACUCGGUUGUUGAGCAAAAAGGUAUUGUUUGUGUGGAGACAUCAAAUGCAUGUAAAAUUAUUUUUAGUAAAGCACAGGAGAUGCCUGAAGGCGAAAACUGUCAUCAAAACCCGACGGCCAGGUCUGGAGUGGGUUGUGAAAAUGGACAGUUGGAGAAAUGUAGUUCCAAAGUCAAAACCUCAUGUACUCUGCCUAUAGUAGGUUCAUUCAACUGUUUGGAGCCUGCACGCACAGGGUCAGAGGAACAAGCAUACAGUGGAGAAGUUGAGGUUCGUCAUCCUCAGGUAACUAGCCCCAUGGAUCUGGAAAAGAGACUCAAGGGAGAUAGGUCAUACAGGUGUGAGGUUUGUGGUGCUGGGUUUACACAGAGUAGAGACCUACAGAAGCACAAAAGAACACACACGGGAGAAAAGCCUUACAGUUGUGAAGUUUGUGGUGCAGGGUUUACACAGUAUGGCAACCUACAGAGUCACAAAAGAACACACACGGGAGAAAAGCCUUACAAGUGUGAAGUUUGUGGUGCAAGGUUUGCACAGUAUGGCAACCUACAGAGUCACAAAAGAACACACACGGGAGAAAAGCCUUACAAGUGUGAAGUUUGUGGUGCAGGGUUUGCACGGAGUGGCGACCUACAGAGUCACAAAAGAACACACACGGGAGAAAAGCCUUAUAAGUGUGAAGUUUGUGGUGCAGGGUUUGCACACAGUGGCCACCUACAGAGUCACAAAAGAACACACACGGGAGAAAGGCCUUACAAGUGUGAAGUUUGUGGUGCAGGGUUUGCACACAGUGGCCACCUACAGCGUCACAAAAGAACACACACGGGAGAAAAGCCUUACAAGUGUGAAGUUUGUGGUGCAGGGUUUACACAGUAUGGCAACCUACAGAGUCACAAAAGAACACACACGGGAGAAAAGCCUUACAAGUGUGAAGUUUGUGGUGCAGGGUUUACACAGUAUGGCAACCUACAGAGUCACAAAAGAACACACACGGGAGAAAAGCCUUAUAAGUGUGAAGUUUGUGGUGCAGGGUUUGCACACAGUGGCCACCUACAGAGUCACAAAAGAACACACACGGGAGAAAGGCCUUACAAGUGUGAAGUUUGUGGUGCAGGGUUUGCACACAGUGGCCACCUACAGCGUCACAAAAGAACACACACGGGAGAAAAGCCUUACAAGUGUGAAGUUUGUGGUGCAGGGUUUACACAGUAUGGCAACCUACAGAGUCACAAAAGAACACACACGGGAGAAAAGCCUUACAAGUGUGAAGUUUGUGGUGCAAGGUUUGCAUGGAGCAACCUGCUAAAGAGGCACAAAUGUACACACAGAGCAAAAGCCCUCAUGAUUAAAGCAUAAUUUCUUGUUGUCUUUGUUUUUGCUUGGUUUGCAAAUGUGUAAUACAAGCUUUUACAGAAGCUAGAUUUUAUUUAAUGACAAAAUUAGCUGCUUUAGAAGCAAGUAGUCAACAAACAGCUUGUGUCUAUUUUGACUUUUCCCCUCUGGCAAUGUUAUGUUCCUGACCUUGACCAGUAUGGUAGAUAGGUGAAAUUUCCGUUUGUUUAGUGUGGGGAAAAGUCUAUAGAUCUAGUUCUACAUUACAUUGUUGUAUAUAAAGCACAUUGUUGUUGGUUUGUUUUGGUUAGUGUUUUUACGGCACUGGCAACUGCAUAAGGUCAUAU